Molecule: messenger RNA, 672 nt
Organism: Auxenochlorella protothecoides
Lineage: Eukaryota; Viridiplantae; Chlorophyta; Trebouxiophyceae; Chlorellales; Chlorellaceae
Exons: 4
Coding region: 1-672 (223 amino acids)
Source: RefSeq, a predicted model, not a curated record
AUGGCCAUGCAGUGCGACACCCCGGACCCUCCCUACCCCAGCACCGACCUCAAACCUCGGCACAAGGGUCUCCCGGAGCAUGCACACCGCAACGGCGCCCACCCCAGCCGACCACGGGGUCCGCUCGGCUACGGCACCGCUGCACGGGGCAAGACGCUGCCGUCCCCGGCGUCCCCCGGCAACGGCGCCGCCGGGCUGGAGCCUUGGCAGCGCGACCUCCUCCGCGGCCUGACCCUGGAGAUCCUGGCCAUGGAGGAGAGCGUGCCGUGGGGCCUGGUGCGGCGCUACUGGCGCACCAAGCGCACCGGCUGGCGCCGCGCCCUGCGUGUCGCCGAGGGGCCUGCCGACCUGGUGGCACGGCUCAGGGAGCUGCGCGCGGCGCUGCUGGCCGACGACGCCGCGCUGGCCACCUGCGGCGAGGCGUGGCAGGCGGAGCUGGACGCCUGCGCUGGCCUGCCGGACGGGCUGGAGCGCGUGGCGGGCGCCUGGGACGAGCUGCGCGCCUGCCUGCCGGUGGAGGCCAUCCUGUGCCACGACGCCGGCGCGCUGGGCGCGCUGGGGGCCGCCCUGGAGGCGCAGCGCGCCAGGAAGCCCGAGGAACCCGGCCUCGCUUCGGGGCUGGAGAGCGGGGAGGACGGGGACGCCACCGACCUGGACCCCUGCUUCGACUGA